Molecule: messenger RNA, 561 nt
Organism: Sinocyclocheilus grahami
Lineage: Eukaryota; Metazoa; Chordata; Actinopteri; Cypriniformes; Cyprinidae
Product: N-acetyl-beta-glucosaminyl-glycoprotein 4-beta-N-acetylgalactosaminyltransferase 1-like
Exons: 4
Coding region: 79-561 (160 amino acids)
Molecular function (GO): acetylgalactosaminyltransferase activity
Source: RefSeq, a predicted model, not a curated record
GACUCGUUCUCUGAAGCGCCAGACUGAGGAGCAGCUGACACUCUCUUUUUUGCUGCUGCUGAUGCUGCAGCUGCUAAAAUGCUGCGAUUCCCUGUGAAGAAAAUACGAAAGCAGUUCAAACUUCUGCUGCUGCUGGUGCUGCUUACUUUCGCCGUGUGGUUUACGUACCUGCACAUCAACCAGGGCAAAUCCAUCAAACUCCACUUCAACUAUGGAAAAGAUGGUGAGAGGCCGAUGGAGGGAACUGAUACCAGCCGUAAGAGAGACUCACGUUCAUCAGACAAGUACCGUAAAAGCGAAGAUGCCAGCAACAGCCAGGAGGAGGAAAAUGCAAUGACCUAUAUCCCUUUAUCCCACCCGAUUCUACUUAAGUCUCCAAUUUAUCAGCAAGAUCAGCGGCACCCCAGAGAGAGCCCUGCUCCUCCUCUAAAUCAUGAGCAGAAUGAGGAUGGGAUUGAGGUGCUGAAACCAAUUUACUUUAUGGCCCUGGUGGGUGUAUCCUCAUUGGGUUUGCCUUCUCUGAAGAGGUUCCAAGGCUCAGCCAGAGGACAAGGUCAAUGA